Pochonia chlamydosporia 170 is the source of this 4473-nucleotide messenger RNA. RefSeq names its product LysM domain-containing protein. The record is from RefSeq and is a predicted model, not a curated record. The transcript is spliced from 17 exons. The coding region runs from base 1 to 4473 and encodes 1490 amino acids. Gene Ontology annotation, molecular function: polygalacturonase activity. NCBI's taxonomy places the organism in Eukaryota, Fungi, Ascomycota, Sordariomycetes, Hypocreales, Clavicipitaceae.
AUGAGGAUCUUGACUCCAUUUUUACUAUUGCUGCUAUCCGCAGAUGUAAAUGGACAUGUUUCAUCGCGGGGUACCAAUGCAGUGGCCCAGGAGGGGACGUUUUCCCUCAUUGACAAGUUUGUUGAACAAUGGAAGCUUGAUCACCCUUCUCUCAGCCAGCAGCAAGUCUUGCAAAUCCAUGCCACUGCGCAGCAGAUGAAAGAUAACCUUAUUAACCCUCCACUUCCUCCGCCACGUGUCACUGUACCUGUGAGCAAGCCAACGAAUGUUCCUCUACCUGGUAAGGCGCGUUUUGGCAAGAUCGUGAGCAACAGCACGAGCGGCGUACAUGGCGCCAACUCGACCCUGGAACGAGCAUUCGAAAUCGUUCGACAGGCUCAGCGAGAAGCCGACGUCCGAAAUAAGGAGCGCUUUGCUAACCCUCGCAUCAAUACCUACUAUGAUCGUCACGGUGCUGGCACCAACAAAGCUCGUGCCCUAGACAAUGCGUCCCUACACAUCAACGAGACAGUGACGGCUGCUGCUGCCAUCGUUGCGGAUGCCACAGCCGCCAACGCCACCGUUAUUGACCAUGCCAAGUAUGUUUUACCGCCUCAAGUCGCUGCUAAGCUUGCGCAAAACGGCGAACACGAAUCAUAUUUGGCCAAGCGAACACCUCCAGGCUCAGGCAGGACCUGGUGGAUGGAGACCAUUGCCCGCGAAGGUAAAGUUCCCUUUGGCGGUUCUGCCAAUGACGGAUACAAAGUUUUUAGAAAUGUCAAGGAUUAUGGUGCAGUAGGCGAUGGCAAGACAGAUGACACAGAUGCCAUCAACAAGGCCAUGUCUGAUGGCGCCAGAUGCGGUGCCAACUGCGGUUCUUCAACCAUCAAGCCUGCCAUUGUGUAUUUUCCAUCUGGUACCUACCGCAUUCGCCAAACCGUCCCCAUGUACUACAAUACGCAGGUCAUUGGUAACGUCAAUGAUUUGCCUGUCAUCUUGGCAGACGAAAACUUUGUUGGGUUGGGUGUUCUUUCGUCUGAUGAAUACACCGGCGGCAACGGCGGCGCUGACGAGUGGUACAUCAACCAGAAUAAUUUCUUUCGUCAAAUUCGCAACUUGAUUAUCGACACUAGCAAGGCGAAGAUGAAGAGCAUUGCUGGACUUCAUUGGCAGGUAGCGCAAGCAACCAGUAUUUAUAAUGUUCAGUUCUGGGGUUCUACAGACAGAAAUAAGGAACACAUUGGUAUAUUCGCCGAGAAUGGCAGUGGAGGUUUUAUGGGCGACCUCAUCUUCUCAGACAUAACAAUUGGUAUUCGAUGCGGAAACCAACAGUUCACAUCUCACUCUCUAGCGUUUGUUAAUGUCGGUACUGCUGUUGACCUCCUCUGGGAUUGGGGAUGGACGUGGAAGAAUAUGUACAUCUUUAACACAGACGUUGGUUUCAACAUGAAAGGCGACUAUAGGGGCGGAUCUAUGGUGAUCCUGGAUAGUCAUUUUGAGACAGUCAACUCGGGAAUCAACAUUAAAACGCAACGGGGAGCAACGGACGCAGAACAAUUCUCCAUAACGCUGGAGAAUAUCAUCAUGAGCGGCGUAAAGACCAUGGUGAUCCAUGAUUCUUCUAAUACCGUGCUCGAGGGAGGCUCUUCAACCAUCGAAUCCUGGAUUCUUGGCAGAGUCUAUGAUGAUGACCACAAAGAGGGUUCCUUUGUCAGGGGCAAAGCAUCCAAACUGGCGAAGAGGGAGCCGUCUCUUGUGAUGACAGAUGGAAUAGCCAAGGAUGGAUACUUUAUCCGUCCCAAGCCUCAGUACGAGCACAAGUCAGCGGAUUAUUUCCUCAGUGCCCGAUUUGCGGCUAAAGGCGACGGCGUUACUGACGACACAUUCGGGUUGGCACUGGCCGCUUUCGUUGCCUCAGGGAAAGGUCAAGCUCUUUAUAUCCCAAUGGGAUCCUACAUUAUCACCAACUCAAUCUAUUUCCCUCCUGGCUCCGUUAUUGUAGGCGAAUGUUGGGCUCAGAUUGUAGCCAAAGGAAAAUCUUUUCAAGACGCAUCUAACCCGCUGCCCCUCGUUGCCGUUGGAAACUUUGGUGAGACCGGUUCUAUGGAGAUUCAAGACUUGCUCUUGACCGUCCAAGGGCCAACUGCUGGCGUUAUCCAAAUGGAGUGGAACAUUGCGCAAGAUAAACAAGGAUCUGCGGCUAUGUGGGAUGUCCAUUUCCGUAUCGGGGGGGCAGCCGGCUCACAACUAGAAGCCUCAAAUUGCCCGAAAUUGACCGGGUCCGUCAACCGCAAUUGCGUGGCUGGAUCUUUGAUGCUGCAUAUGACCACCAAAUCGUCAGGAUACUUCGAAAAUGUUUGGGCUUGGACUGCUGAUCACGAACUGGAUGGUGGUCCCAGCCAGACACAAAUUGACAUCUACGUAGCGAGAGGAAUCCUGGUUGAAAGUACGGAAGGCCCGGUCUGGCUGUAUGGUACGUCGUCGGAACAUGCUGUCCUCUACCAAUAUAUGGUAUACGGGGCAAACAAUGUCGUCAUGUCAAUGAUUCAAACUGAAAGUCCAUAUUACCUUCCGGAUCCGCAAGCUCCUGAGCCCUUCACAAAUAUUUCCGGAUUUGCCGGUGACCCGAAUUUCAAAGAUUGCGACGCUUCCAACCUCCAUUGUGCAGCAGCUUGGGGUCUCUCCAUCAUCAGCUCUACCAAUGUUCGCGUCUACGGAGCCGGGUUGUAUAACUGGUUCCAGCGAUACGUUCAGCCAUGCGUGGAUACGCAAGACUGUCAGCAGCGAGCAGUCAAUAUCAAGAACAGCGGCCAAGUCUGGAUAUACAACUUAUACACCAUCGGCACUGUAGAAAUGGUCAAUCAUGGGGACGAUAAGCCUGUCCUGGCCAAAGCAAACACCAACACGAAUGGGCACCCAUUUACAUCCGUCGUCAAUGCUUGGCUUCUUGCCUCAACUGGAGAGGGCUCAAGUGAAGAUGACGAUGACUUGGAUGAUGAUGACGACUACGGGACACUCGCCAACUGCAAUGGUCUGUACGAUACACUCGAACAGAUUCAGGAUGCUUAUGAUUCCAUCCUGCCAGAGUGUCUCAGCCAGUAUCUGUCUAAGUCCUUUCAGAAGAAUCUUACUAGCAGCAUAACAAAGUAUGACAGUAUCAUUAAAGACGAUUACCACUCUAAAUUUGUCAUCUAUCAUGACAUCGUCCAGACCCAAGUUAUUGAUCAGAUCAAACGGUAUAUGCUCGAAGACAAGGCCAUUGGUUGGCACUGCGCCAAGCCGCAGAAAAGAAAAUGCUGUAACGAGUGUAGUGAUAGCGGGGGCAACUACAUGGAUCCUAUCUGCUUUCAUCUAGACUGCUCCGGAUCCAACAAGGGAUCGUCCACGAAAUGUAGCAACGGCGAAGACAAAGUAGUACCCUGUCCAGAUCAUGUCGGAGAUUUUCCGGGGCCCUAUAAGUGGGUUCUCGAUGACUCGGCCAAGUUCUACAAGAAUCUAGAGGAAAGGUAUGGCAUUCCUCAAGAUUGGAUCGAGUUUACGGAUUACGAUGUCUAUUACAACUAUGGCUGCGUCUGGAAUCAGCACGACGAGAGCGGAAAUGACCUCGCGCAGUGCCGGAAGAAUACUGAUGUCUUUUGGCGCAACUACCCGAAGCUAAAGGAUAAUUUCAAUCUCACGGAUCCCUCGAGUGUCAUCAAGAACGCUUAUGACAAAACAAAAGCGCUGCUAGCGGAGAACGAGGUGCAAAUGACAAUGGCAGGCUUUCACUUUGCCUCUUGGAGUGAUAUUGCCAACACGCUCGCUCUGCCAGCCAUAUCCCUGAGUGCCGCUGUCCAGAACAUGGAGGGCAUUGUCAAAAUUGCCAACCAGAAGAUUGAGCAAGAGCGCAAAGAAGGCAUCGCGGCUAUAGUUACAGCCGUCUUCUUCUUUAUCCCGUUUGUUGGCGAAGCCGCCAGCGCUAUUGGCUUGGCAACACUACGCACUAUCAUCGACCUUGCUGGUACCUUUGCCGACAUAGGGUAUAGCAUCUACGAUACCCUCCAGGAUCCCAAAAAUGCGCUCACUAAUAUGCUAGGCAUUAUCUUUGCCGCAGGAACCUUAAAGGGGGCUUUCACAGCGGCAUCAGCAGAAUGGAGGGGUCUUAAGCAAGAGAAAAUUGAACAAUUACCACAUACGUUUCUUAAGGAUGUAACUGCCAUGCGAAAGAUGCAGGCUUCAUCGCAGAGCGUAUACCCGUCUAUUCCAAGCUUGUAUACGCUAUUUAAGGCAGCAGGAGUUAAGAAGGUCAUAUGGACCUGCACCACAUCUCGCAAGCGAGGCAACCGUGUAGCUGGAUGGUUCGACGACUUCGUCAGAGAGAAGGGUGAUUCGGACAUCGAGAGCUAUGCGCUUUUUGGAGGACUCCUUGGUUGGGCCACCGCUAGCAAGGACUUUACUGAGCUAAUGGAAGAAUAUAACGAAGAGACGUGGCAUAUAGCUCAUUCCAACCACUGA